Pochonia chlamydosporia 170 is the source of this 2331-nucleotide messenger RNA. RefSeq names its product CMGC/RCK/MAK protein kinase. Gene Ontology annotation, molecular function: protein serine/threonine kinase activity; ATP binding. Gene Ontology annotation, biological process: intracellular signal transduction; protein phosphorylation. Gene Ontology annotation, cellular component: nucleus; cytoplasm. The transcript has 2 exons. The coding region runs from base 1 to 2331 and encodes 776 amino acids. The record is from RefSeq and is a predicted model, not a curated record. Lineage: Eukaryota; Fungi; Ascomycota; Sordariomycetes; Hypocreales; Clavicipitaceae.
AUGACUGUCGCCGCCGAGUUGACCCAUCGCGCCUCGUCCCAGGGCCAGCUGGCUCUGGAGGAUCGGUUUGAAGUCCUCAAGGAAAUUGGAGAUGGAAGCUUCGGAAGCGUCGUUUUGGCGCGUGUCAGAACUGCUGGGGCCAAUGUAGCUCGACGAGGUUCAGUGGUUGCAAUCAAGUCCAUGAAGAAGACAUUUGAUUCUCUCACUCCUUGUCUGGAGUUGCGCGAGGUGGUUUUUCUGAGAACCAUCCCAAACCACCCACACCUUGUCCCAGCCCUGGACAUUUUCCUGGACCCCUACAGCAAGAAGUUGCACAUUGCCAUGGAGUACAUGGAGGGCAACUUGUAUCAACUAAUGAAGGCCAGAGACCACAAGUGUCUUGAUAAUGCUAGCGUCAAAAGUGUUUUGUUCCAGAUCAUGCGUGGACUGGAACACAUUCAUUCUCACAACUUCUUCCACCGAGAUAUCAAACCGGAAAAUAUUCUUGUCUCAACGUCAUCUCACCAGGAGUCAUCAAAUUCGUUCAGAAGAUAUUCAGCCCUUGUCACACCCCCGUCAACACCUCCCAACUACACCGUCAAGCUCGCCGAUUUUGGCCUGGCCAGAGAAACUCACUCAAAACUUCCCUAUACGACAUAUGUAUCCACAAGAUGGUACCGUGCACCCGAGGUCCUGCUACGCGCCGGAGAGUACUCAGCUCCCGUAGAUAUCUGGGCGGUUGGUGCAAUGGCUGUUGAAGUUGCCACCUUGAAACCGCUUUUCCCUGGUGGAAACGAGGUUGAUCAGGUCUGGCGGGUUUGCGAGAUCAUGGGCAGCCCUGGGAACUGGUAUAAUAAAGCUGGUGUUCGAGUUGGUGGAGGCGACUGGCGAGAGGGGACCCGCCUUGCCAGCAAGCUGGGCUUCUCGUUCCCUAAGAUGGCGCCGCAUGCCAUGGAUACUAUCCUUCAAGCUCCUCAGUGGCCUGCCUCACUCAGCAACUUCGUCACUUGGUGCUUGAUGUGGGACCCCAAGAACCGACCUACGUCCUCGCAAGCCCUAAUGCAUGAAUACUUUCACGAUGCAGUUGAUCCUACGAGACCCAAGUCGUCUGCCUCCAAGAUGCUGGGCAGGAAGCAGUCUGACCUUGGCCGAACUGUCAAGGAAUCUCCCAGCACCUCGCAAAUCACCACCAAACAGUCUUGGUUUCGCAAGUCACUCAUUGGCCGAAGUGACGCUCCUGAAUCAGCAACGACCCAAACAUCCAGCAAGGACACAGUCGUUCCUAGGCCGUCCCCAGUCUCUGUUGCGCCUACCGUUGAGGUUCCUGUUGCCAAGGCACGAGCCCCUGCUGCGAAGCGCAGCACUUGGACGAAUGGGCUUUCCAACGCGGCCCCGAUGCCCAUUCUGCCCACUAUUCGACCAAUUUCGCCCCUCUCCGAUGCCGUCACUGCCCGUGCCAAUAAUGGACACAGUGAGGUAAAGGGUGAGAAGUCCAAGAAACUUGGCCGCCAGCUCUCUGUUGCUUCUAGUACCAAUGGCUACGCUGAGAUGCAUCGCCAGCAAGCUGAGCGGGCCCUCAACGGCGAAACGGGCCUCGCCUCGCCACCAGGCGGUCAAAAGGAAAGCUUCUUCUCACAUCUCCGUAAGCGGGCGAGACGUUUCUCAGGAAGGCAUCAGACACCUGUGUCGCCUUCAUAUGAAGACAUGGAGGCUCAGAUCGGCUGCGGCCCUUGGGCAAGCAAUAGGUCGUCAAUGGUUGUCGAUCAGCAAGGAGGUCCCAUCCCCAAGGCGGAGGUGUAUGAGUCUCUGGAUAAAGCUCUCCGGGACGUGCAGGGAAAUUUGGACUCCCGAUCUGCACUGCCCGCCAGUCACCAACCUACUUCCAACAGUAAACUCAAGAGACACCAUUCUUUGCCACAUCAACAGCCUAGGUCCGUGGAUAAUCUGAUCGGGGCUGCUCGUGCCGGGCCAAUCUCGAGUCGCACGAGGCGAGCGCAAGCAGCUCAUGGUGUACAACAGUACGAGGUUCCAGACGAGGAGGAUGAGCUCCUCGAUGAAGCGCUAACGUCUGCUCGACGGGCAAUGCGACGCAUGGACGGGACUUCCAAGCCUCUGAGGCAAUCUGCCAGCAAUCUCGGCCUAGCAAGCCCCCAUCCGUAUCCAAGCCCCUCGCCAUCUGCAAGCGGCAGCCAGGUUCUCUAUGGAGAUGGCCAUGAGGCGCUGACUCCCAAACCUCUGGACCUCAGCAAGAAGUCCGAUAACCAGUACAAGUGGCCAACUCCCCCAUACGAAGGAAGCGAAUGGGCGGCGUCUGCUUCGGCCAGUAUAUGGGCUGCUGGCAACAGAUUCUAA